This is a messenger RNA of Stereum hirsutum FP-91666 SS1, 2505 nucleotides long. RefSeq names its product cysteine proteinase. The transcript is spliced from 22 exons. The record is from RefSeq and is a predicted model, not a curated record. NCBI's taxonomy places the organism in Eukaryota, Fungi, Basidiomycota, Agaricomycetes, Russulales, Stereaceae. The annotation marks the transcript as partial. Gene Ontology annotation, molecular function: calcium-dependent cysteine-type endopeptidase activity. Gene Ontology annotation, biological process: proteolysis.
UACACAAAAGCGACCCAAGCGGAGCUCAACGGUGAUUUCGACGCUGCCUUUCGUCUGUAUCUCGAUUCCGCAAAAGCAUUCCUCCAUCUCAGUCGUACUAAUGGAGGUGGAGGCGUGGACGAGAAGACGAAGAAUGCGUGGAAGAUAGAGGCGGCGAAGGCGCUGGAGAGGGCGGAGAAGAUUAAGAAGGUGAAGAAGGAUGCGGUUAAGCCGGUGGUAAGGGAUGCGUUUGCGGAACAGGAGCAAUUUUUGGUGCUGAAGAAAGGGUCGGUCGUUAAUGGACUAUCAGUCCCGUUCUGGUCGGAUGGCGUUCCAGAGAACGAGCCACGAUUGUUGGAUCCUGAAGGCCAACUUCAACUAUCAACAGAACAAAAAGCCGCCUCCGUCGAAUGGCGACGACCAUCUCAACUCCCAAAUACCGAGAUCGACGUCCAGUCAGGCUCUCAAUCGAGCCUUCGACUCCCGGAUUCCAAGACCAUCCGCCAACGAACGGUAGCAGACUGUUCGCUCUGUGCGUCCAUCGUGGUCUGUUUGCAGCAUCAUGAACGACAUGGAUCUACUGUAGGUCGUAAUAUCUUCCGGGCUAAGUCGGUGAUUUCGAAACAGGGCAAGUAUGAGCUACGGACGCUGUUCAAUGGCGCGUACCGACGAGUAACUAUCGACGAUAAUCUGCCCUUUCAUCCUAAUGGUCAACUGCUGUGCAUGUCCUUGAUAUCCACGAGGCAUACUGGACCCUUGGACAUGUGGCCCUCGUUGGUCGAGAAAGCGUAUUUGAAGCUCAUGGGUGGCUACGACUUUCACGGAUCGAAUUCGAGUACGGAUAUACAUUGUUUGAAUGGAUGGAUACCGGAACAUAUCGAGAUGAAGAGCUCGCGUUUUCAGCGGGAACAAACGUGGACACGUCUCCUUCAAGGCUUUUCCAACGGAACAUGUGUCCUCACAGUAGGAACGGGCGACAAGCCCAGACAAGACUGGUAUGGAUCCGAAUAUUCUCUCCUGGCUGCCCAUAGCUACGCCGUUGUUGAACUGGAAGAUGGAACUCCGUGGGUUACUGUGUUAGAUAGUUGGGUGUCCCAGGAUGCUGCUCUGCACGAGUUGGAGGCAGGACAAGGAGAGGAAGAGCUCGUGUUCGCAUGGGACGAUCUAUGUAAUGUUUUCGACAGCCUGUAUGUCAACUGGGACCCCAAGAUUUUCUACCACCAGACAAAUCACCACGCAUUAUGGAGGUCAUCCCAUCUCAGCGACGUGGACAAAGAUGAUUCAUCCCAUCAAACCGUCCGCAUCCAUAUCGACGGGCCUCCGAAAUCUCAGGACGGGCCAGCAGAAGUUUGGUUCCUCCUGACAAGACAUCGAACGGACACGAGACGGACAUCGGAGUAUAUCUCGUUGCAUAUUGAAGUUGAUGAUGUGCAGUCCUCGAGCUCACUGCAGCACCUGCCAGUGCAGGGGAAUUAUACUAAUAGCCCACACGUCCUAGUCCGAAAAUGCAUCGGCUCUUCCUCAUUCAUGUCCUCCAGACCCAUCACAUUCUCCAUAACAACAUCUUACGAAGGUCCCUCUCCUUCUUCCAAUGUUGGUUUCACGAUCACCGUGUAUUCCACGACGCCUGCGUCGUGGGACCAUACUUUGCUCAAGCUUCCUUACGAAGUCAAGGCUUCGGGGAUAUUGACGUCAAAGACUUCGGGAGGGAAUUAUAACCUGCCGACGUAUAUGAUCAAUCCCCAGUGGCGUCUACAGAUCACGCCGCCUACCACAUCAAUAUCUAACACUUCGAGGAGUAGUUUGAGUGGUCCGAGUAAGGCGAGGGUAUCGAUUGUUGCGAGGACGGAGAAGGAUGUGCCGAUUAAUGUGAUGGUGGUGUGGGGUCAGGGGAAUAGAGUGUUUGACGUAGUGCAGAACGAAGUAGCGGCGAACUCUGGAGCAUAUAACUAUGGAUACGCACAUGUCGAGAAAGAGCUUCUCGUGGGAGACUACACCCUCAUCCUUUCAGCGUUCGAACCGACACACCAAGGUCCCUUCUCCCUCCGACUCGAAAGCUCACAUCGCGUCAAGAUAGAGCCUAUUCCUCAGGAAGGAGCAGGGAUGUUCUCGAAAGUGAUACGCGGAGAGUGGGCGAGCACAACGGCCGCAGGGUCACAUAACUUCGGGCGUUAUGGAUCGAAUCCCAUGUAUGAGCUCACGUUAUCUGCGCCUUCCCAGAUCCGCGCUCGCCUUCAACUCUUCACCUCCACCUCCACCUCCACCUCCAGCACCUCUACGACAUCACCCACGACCAGCCUCAACAUCUCUAUCUUCCCCUCCCCCUUCCCCAACGUCACGAGCGCACCUCUCCUCACCUCCGGUCCCUAUUCCGACGCCCUCUCCGGCGUCUCCACGCCCCUCGUCUCCCUCAAAACAGGGACAUACGUUCUUGUUCCGUCGACGUAUGAUCCGGGUGUAGAGGGUGGGUUUAGGAUGGUGGUUUAUAGCAGUGCCGUAGGUGUUGGUGUGAGCGGGCCGCUGUGA